GUUGUGUUGUCCAAUGACGCGAGAGCUUGAUUAAUCCACGCAGGACGGUGUGAUAGUUGUCUUAUGGCGUCUUUUUCUGUGUUGGUGAUAUUCAUUUGCGUGCCGUGAAUAAGUUUUUACAAGUAUGGCUCUUCGAAAGGUGAAAGGGAACUUGGAACACAUCUUCGACAAAAACCUGAAGGACCUUGUACGUGGGAUCAGGAGUAACAAGGCAAAUGAAGCCAAGUACAUCUCACAAUGCAUCGACGAAAUCAAAGAAGAGCUACGUCAAGAAAAUAUGGCUGUCAAGGCCAAUGCAGUGGCCAAGCUUGCCUAUCUUCAAAUGCUGGGCUACGAUAUCAGCUGGGCAGCUUUCAACAUCAUUGAGGUCAUGAGCUCAAGCAAGUUCACCUAUAAGAGAACUGGUUACCUGGCGGCGUCUCAAAGUUUCCACGAGGGUACAGAAGUGUUAAUGUUGACGACCAACAUGAUUAGGAAAGAUCUGAACAGUCAGAAUAUGUAUGACUCGGCUACAGCGAUGAGUGGUCUUGCCUGUUUUGUGACGCCAGAUUUGUCCCGUGACUUGGCAAAUGAUGUUAUGACUCUUUUGAGUUCCACAAAGCCCUAUUUGAGAAAGAAGGCAGUGCUGCUCAUGUACAAGAUUUUCCUGCGGUUCCCUGAUGCCCUGCGACCGGCAUUUCCGAGGCUCAAGGAAAAGUUGGAAGACCCUGACCCAGGAGUGCAGUCAGCUGCCGUGAAUGUGAUCUGCGAAUUGGCACGCAAGAACCCUAAGAACUACUUGUCACAGGCCCCAGUGUUCUUCAAGCUUAUGACAUCUUCCAGCAACAAUUGGAUGCUCAUUAAAAUUAUCAAAUUGUUUGGUGCCCUCACACCGCUCGAACCCAGGCUGGGCAAAAAGCUGAUUGAGCCGCUCACUAACUUAAUACACAGCACAUCUGCAAUGUCAUUGUUGUACGAAUGUAUCAACACUGUGAUAGCAGUGUUGAUUUCUAUAUCUUCAGGAAUGCCCAACCACUCGGCGUCCAUUCAGCUGUGUGUCCAGAAAUUGCGGAUACUCAUAGAAGAUUCAGAUCAAAACUUGAAAUACCUAGGCUUGCUUGCCAUGUGCAAGAUUCUCAAAACUCAUCCGAAAAGCGUUCAGGCUCACAAGGACCUCAUACUGCAGUGCUUGGACGACAAGGAUGAAUCCAUUCGCCUACGUGCGCUUGACCUUCUCUACGGAAUGGUAUCCAAGAAGAACCUAAUGGAAAUCGUGAAAAAACUGAUGGUGCACAUGGACAGAGCUGAAGGCACCAUCUACCGCGACGAACUUCUCUCCAAAAUUGUUGAUAUAUGUUCCCAGAACAACUAUCAGUACAUCACUAACUUUGAAUGGUACGUAAGUGUACUAGUAGAGCUGACACGCAUUGAAGGAACCAAACAUGGGCUCACCAUAGCUUCUCAAAUGCUGGACGUUGCAAUUCGAGUGCCUGCUGUACGAGCCUUUAGUGUAUCUCAGAUGGCAGUGCUGCUGGACAACACUCACCUGCUGUUGGGCAAUGGCCAGAAGAAUAGCAUCUGUGAAGUACUCUAUGCUGCUGCUUGGAUCUGUGGGGAGUUUUCUGACCUCCUCGAGCGUCCACGUGACAGCUUAGAAGCACUCCUGGGUGGACGCGCAACUUCCCUUCCCCCCCACAUACAAAGCGUUUACGUUCACAACGCUACCAAGAUCUGGGCGCGCAUGGUGGCCAAAGCUCAAGAAGAAGAAGAAGAUGGGGAGCGUGACUUUCAGGAUGCCUGCGAUUUGAUGGCACAGCACCUGCCACAGUUUGUGCAGAGUGCAGACCUUGAAGUGCAAGAGAGGGCAUGUUGUGCAUUGAACCUAAUGAGACAGGUGAGCAAGUUGCACGCUCGUGGCGAGCGCAUGCCGCAGGAACUGCGUGCACUCUUUGCUGGUGAACUCAACCCAGUGGCUCCCAAAGCACAAAAGAAAGUACCCAUUCCAGAAGGUUUGGAUCUAGAUCUCUGGAUCAACGAGCCUCCGUCUGAAUCUUCUUCCGAAGACGAAAAUUCAGCAGAAAUCUUCAUCUCUGCUGACAGGACAGCAGCAGGACAACUGACAGCCAGAGAGACCAAGUACGAGCCAACGGAAGACGAGUUGAGACAUCGAAGAGAAGCCCGCCGUCAAGAACAAGCCAGCAAUCCCCAUUACCUCAAGGCAACCAAGAAUAAGGGAAGCAACGGUCCACUGCAGCAAGUGGUAGACGACAUCCCUGUUGCUCACAUUGACCUCUCCGUUCCAUUGCACAUUCCAGGGCUGGUUUCAUCAGACAAGUACCUGAACUCCAGCCGUGGCACAUUCUUCGACAGCGACAAGGAUAGGGAAUCCAAAGACGACAAACGUAGGAGGAAGAAAAAGCGUAGCCAUCGAAAGAAAGCUGCUCUGCCCACCCCUUCUGACAGUGAAGAAGACGUGGGUGCUGUUGAGGACGGGACACACCUUGUGAAUCGCACGUUAGGCGAGAUGCCCGAGGGUGCUCACCUUUCUGACGACGACGGUGAUUCCCGGAGUGCGGACGACCCGCACCGUGCCCUGGAUAUAGACCUGGAUGAGCCAGAAAAUAUUCCCCCUCCAAGACAAGCUCGGAGCUACAGCCCUCUUGGUGUGGAAGAAGGUCAAGAGGUUGUGGUAAAGGGCACACAAGAAAGGAUUCUAGAAAAAGGCUCCGACAAAAAAGUCAAAAAGAAGAAGAAGAAAGAACGGCGUCACAGGUCGAAAGAGCGUGAACAAAAGCACACUGCUGAAGUGCAGGAGAAUCAGAGCCGACAAGCAGGAACAAGCAAUGGCCAACCUCAUAAGAAUCUGGAUGACCUUGAUUUCUGGCUCACUCCAAGUGCUGACACCCAAGCUGCGGGUGAUAGCAUUCCACAGUCUGCUCCGACACAUCCUUCCACACUGGAGCUUCAUUCGGAACUGAAUGGUGUUGAUGAGAGUCCGCAGAAGGGCAAGAAGAAGAAGAGGAAGGGUGAAGAAGAGAAGAAAAGAAAGAAGAAGGAUUUCUUAUCCCUAUUGGAGCCAGAGAGCCCCAAGGACAAGGCACAGUAUGAAGAAGCGCCGGGCAUCACCACCCCAUCCAAGGAGCCUGGAACUAGUGUACCACAGACACCUGCUACACCCAGUGCACCUCCUCCUGCAUCGAAUUACAGGUUACUGGCAGAAAACCAAAACAUCAAGUUGGUGUACGAAGUCCGGACAUUACCAGCUGUACAGAAUGAAGUAGUGGUGUCAAUCAUCUUCACCAACUUGAGUAGUCACCACCUCAAAGAGAUGGAACUCAAUAUCCUCGACACGCUCAACACCAAGCUCGUCCGUGGAAUUGAAGCACACGCAGGGAUACAAGACGGUAUCCGAGUACCCUUCCAGCUCCCACCAGGAGCAGCCAAUGAAGCACAAUUUGGCUUCAAGGUCCAGAGUGUCAAGAUGCCACAGCGGCUCCGGGGAACAUUCACCUACAUGGCUCCGAGUGUGGACGGUGGGCUUACACAUGAGAAACUGGACCUCAAGUUGCACCUUCCUGUAUCAUGUUAUCUACUAGGCACUAUGCACAAAAGGGACACCUUCUCGGAGUUGCUGAGAGGUGGGGAGCUGUCGGCUUCCUCUUCCUUUGUUCUCAACCCUCUAGACCUGGAGUUCUCUCAUGUCCUGUCCAAGAUCUGCUUCCACUGCCAUUUUUCAGUUGUGGAGAAAGUGGGUCUGACUGCAUCCCUGUACAGUCGUUCCAUCCAGGAUGAUCAUAUUUGCCUUCUUAUCAAGCACUUAGAGCCAAAUCGGCUGAGUGUUGAAGGGAAAUGCACAAAUUCGCAGCUACUAGGGAGUGUGCUGGAUGAAGUGAAGGCUCUGCUGUCAUCUUCGUAGGAAAACUUGUGACAAAAAAAAAAGUGACACAAGGACAGUUGAACAGUUGUAUUUAUGUGCAACGACGGACUCUGGAAGGGGUUCGCCACAUUUCAUGCCGUUUUCUUUUUUGUAUAUGCAUAUGGAGAUAGCGAAAGAAUGACAGAUAUGUAUAUACAUAUAUGUAUACAUUAAGGACUGUAUUGCAACUCAGCUGACUAGAUUGAUGCUUAAAAGUUGGAACACAAAGUGGAGGGAGGCUGUUUUUAUUAAAACUUAUUUUUUA
This is a messenger RNA of Ornithodoros turicata, 4160 nucleotides long. Its product is annotated as AP-3 complex subunit delta-1-like. Bases 125 to 3895 code for a protein of 1256 amino acids. The record is from RefSeq and is a predicted model, not a curated record. NCBI's taxonomy places the organism in Eukaryota, Metazoa, Arthropoda, Arachnida, Ixodida, Argasidae. Gene Ontology annotation, cellular component: terminal bouton; presynaptic endosome; membrane coat. Gene Ontology annotation, biological process: Golgi to vacuole transport; synaptic vesicle budding from endosome; synaptic vesicle membrane organization. The transcript is spliced from 33 exons.